This is a messenger RNA of Morchella sextelata, 1173 nucleotides long. RefSeq lists its product as uncharacterized. The transcript has a single exon. Bases 1 to 1173 code for a protein of 390 amino acids. NCBI's taxonomy places the organism in Eukaryota, Fungi, Ascomycota, Pezizomycetes, Pezizales, Morchellaceae. The record is from RefSeq and is a predicted model, not a curated record. Gene Ontology annotation, molecular function: 1-alkyl-2-acetylglycerophosphocholine esterase activity.
AUGGCAAAAGAAGCCUACCUGUACACCCUGAUCACCCUCCUCUUCAUUCAUGUAUCCGCCCAAUUACUGCAGCUCCCCCCUCCCACAGGACCCUUCACCGUCGGUACCCUAGAGAUACAGAUACACGACUCUCGGCGGCUCGACGUAUUCGCACCAACCCCCAAUAUCCCCCGCACAUUCAUGGUACAGGUCUUCUACCCCGCCAAACACAGCACACUCCACACCCUGUACUACGCCGCCUCGUACAUGAAGCAGCAGGCAGCCCUUGCCUACGAAGCCGCCAAGGGCCUACAGGCUGGUACCCUCAGCGCUCUGCAGAGCAACUCGCUCCCCGGCGCGACCCUCCACGUCGCCGACAACAACCUCACAAACAUUAUCAUCUUCUCACCGGGGUUCCAGCUCUCGCGCGUGUUCUAUACCAGUAUCUUAGAGGACCUUGCGUCGAAAGGGUAUGUGGUGAUUGCCAUCGACCACACCUACGAUGCCGAGGCGGUCGAGAUGGCCGAUGGCUCUGUGGCCACGGGACACUUCGUGGGCGUGCCCGAGGCAGAUCUGGACCUGAGCGAGGUAUCACAGGCGUUUACUGCGCGCACGGAGGACGUGGUGUAUGUGAUUGACGCAGUGUGGGAGAUCAUGGCGCAUGUGCCGGGUUUCACUGACUUUGUCGAUAUCGGCGGGCUGGCGGUGUUUGGGCACUCGUUUGGCGGGGCAGUAGCAGCAGAAGUUUGUUGGCUUGAUGGGCGGGUGCUGGGCGGGCUGAACAUGGACGGGGACUUCUACGGCGAGGUUGUGGGCGAGGGGUUGAAUAAGCCGUUUAUGUACAUGGAUUCUGCGCACGGUGAUGAUGUUGUACGGAGUCCGGCACAGGUGGAGGUGUGGGAGAGGCUGCGGAGCUGGAGGAGACAUGUGAGAGUGAGCGGGCUGCGGCAUAUGGGCUAUUCAGAUUUCCCAGUGCUGACGGAGCUGUUGGGGCUGGCGGAGGAAAUGCCGGAGGGUGUGUAUGAGGGCUUGUAUGGCGCGGCGGAGGCAGCGAGGAGUGCGCUGGUGGUGAAGACGUUUGUAGCGGCGUUUUUUGACUUUUUGUUUACUGGGGUGAAGAGUGUGUUGUUGUCGAAUGAGUUGAACGAGGAGUGGCCCGAGGUGUCGUUCCCGAUGGGGAGGGAUUUCAAGUAG